Acomys russatus (golden spiny mouse) is the source of this 912-nucleotide messenger RNA. Its product is annotated as fas apoptotic inhibitory molecule 1. The record is from RefSeq and is a predicted model, not a curated record. Gene Ontology annotation, biological process: canonical NF-kappaB signal transduction; positive regulation of neurogenesis; negative regulation of extrinsic apoptotic signaling pathway via death domain receptors. NCBI's taxonomy places the organism in Eukaryota, Metazoa, Chordata, Mammalia, Rodentia, Muridae. The transcript has 7 exons. Bases 243 to 848 code for a protein of 201 amino acids.
AGGCUCAGUGCGGCAGUGGGGCGGGGGUCUCGUUGAGCAAGGAAGGCCGAAGGAGGCUGAGCGCCCGGCAUGCGGGUGCGGGAGCCCGGCGGGCACGGCCGCGGGAGCUGCUGACUACGUAGUGGGGUCGAGAGCCGGUGGCGGCGCGCCGGACAGGUAUGGAAUGAAUUGGUUCAGCGAAAUCACACUUUACUCAAGACGGAAGAUGGUGGGACAGUGGAUUGCAGACUGUGUUGCUAACCAUGGCAUCUGGAGAUGACAGUCCUAUCUUUGAAGAUGAUGAAAGCCCUCUUUAUAGCCUGGAAAAAAUGACAGAUCUUGUAGCUGUUUGGGAUGUUGCAUUGAGUGACGGAGUCCACAAGAUUGAAUUUGAGCAUGGAACCACCUCAGGCAAACGUGUCGUGUAUGUGGAUGGGAAGGAAGAGAUAAGAAAAGAGUGGAUGUUCAAAUUGGUGGGCAAAGAAACGUUCUGUGUUGGAGCUGCAAAAACCAAAGCUACUAUAAAUAUAGAGGCCGUCAGUGGCUUCGCGUAUGAAUACACACUGGAGAUCGAUGGGAAAAGCCUCAAGAAGUACAUGGAGAGCAGAUCCAAGACCACCAACACCUGGGUGCUGCAUUUGGAUGGCGAAGACUUGAGAGUUGUUCUGGAAAAAGACACUAUGGACGUAUGGUGCAAUGGUCAGAAAAUGGAGACAGCAGGCGAGUUUGUAGAUGACGGGACCGAAACACACUUCAGCGUUGGGAACCAUGACUGUUACAUAAAGGCUGUCAGCAGCGGGAAGAGGAGGGAAGGGCUUAUCCACACGCUCAUAGUGGACAACAGGGAAGUCCCAGAGCUCGCUCAGUGACGGCCUGUCAGUGACUUCUGAACUCAAGGGGUCACAUCAGGACUUGCUAACGGCUGUGGUAAUA